This is a messenger RNA of Drosophila sulfurigaster albostrigata, 973 nucleotides long. RefSeq lists its product as uncharacterized. Lineage: Eukaryota; Metazoa; Arthropoda; Insecta; Diptera; Drosophilidae. The transcript is spliced from 4 exons. The coding region runs from base 609 to 935 and encodes 108 amino acids. The record is from RefSeq and is a predicted model, not a curated record.
AUGGCAAAUGGAUCCUGCGUGUUUAUGCUCUCAAAGAGUUUAUUAAUGUUCUUGUUUCGUCUUUUUUCCAGCGCUUUUUUCAGUCGAUUUUGUGCAGCUCGAUAGCAUUGUCUAGCCUCUGGAGUGUGGGUCAAGAGUUAUGUUCUUGUCUCUGCCUCUGGCGAUUAUGCUGUCCGUUGCCAAAAUUCGGUGGUCUUACUUUCGAAGAUGCGGCAUCUGCAGCUGCUUGUAUAUUUUUCAAUAAUAUACUCACAGCAUCGUCAAUGUCAAUGGCCACGUUUAUCUCAGUGUUCAAGUGGAUGACGUUCUCAAGCGUAGACUGGAAACAUCUGAUAUCAGCGCCUCUGGCCAGAAGCCUGGAAUUUUCUCUGUGACAGCGCAAAUUGUCGUUUAGGCUGUCAUAAAGUUCGAUUUUCAACUGCAAAUGGUCAGAGCUAAGCUCAGCGCUGGACGAUAUGUGUGUGAAAUUGCCAUCAAUGCCGCUGGUGAUGGCAAAGUCAAUGGCCGACGGGCGCUUUCUUCUGUCGUGCGGAUAGUGUGUGGCUUCCAUAGAUAGCCUCGUACAAUGUCCUACCCCUCUGACACGCACGUGGGUUUCCCCACCACGCAUGCUUCGCAUUCCAGUCGCCACACAGAAGGAAGCGGGCCGCUGUAUUGCCAGUUUUCAGCAAAAUGGGUGCGCAUUGUAUGGCUUCUUCGUUAAUUGGCUGCAGUGCCGAGUGGCUAAUACGAGAACGUAUCAUGAUGACAGCACCUCCUUUGCGAUGUGUGCUCGGAUUGACGGCAAAGUAAGUGACAAAUCCCGGCAGUUCGAACACACUGUCAUUAGCUGGCGCUCGCGUUUCGACAUUCCAGAAGGCAAUUUUGAGGGGAGUACUGUUUUGGCUGUCUGGAUCUGGCAGCACUCUUGGAAUUGGGCCUGGGCCAGAGUCUAGAUUUGGAUAAAAUGCAGCGUCAUUUAUGUCAUUAAACA